GCCUUGUAGGGUGGGCGUGGUCCGAAUUUGAGAGCGGAACUACGGCGUGCACACGUCUUGCUCAUCCCGGCCACUUCCGUGUGGAGUGGAUGAAAUCGCGGCCCGAGGGUACUGAAGGUCGGGACAGACAAUGGCCAAGAACAAAUUAAGGGGGCAGAAGUCCAGGAAUGUAUUUCACAUAGCCAGCCAAAAGAACUUCAAGGCCAAAUGCAAAGCAAAACCAGUUACCACUAAUCUUAAGAAGAUAAACAUUGUGAAUGAAGAAAAAAUUAACAGAGUGAAUAAAGCUUUUGUCAACAUUCAGAAAGAACUUGCACACUUCUCAAAAGGCCUUUCUCUAGAACCUCUGCAAAAAGAAUUGGGCCUUCACCACGAUACCCGUACAAUGCUGUUCCAAUCUUCCAGUCACCAGAACCACAGCCAAGUACACCAUUUUAUUUUAUAAAGCACCCAGCCUCAAAUUUUUGCCACUGCAAAACCAAAUGGACUGUGACACAUUUACUCAACUAUUUACUGAAAGCUGCAAGGGAUGGGCUGAGUCUCCACUGGUAAUACACAAGACAGUUCCUUGCCUCAGAGUACUUCACAGGAAUACACAGUGAACAAAUGAAGAAAUAAGUUAUGGGUAUGGAUUGGUAAGAAAAAGAGUAUGCUUAGAAAAGGAAUAAAAAUAUUUUAGCCAUUUUAUAUUAAGGGGAGGAUCAAGAAAAGCAUCUAUACUCGUUUUCUAUUACUGUUGCCACAAAUUUAGUUCUUGAAAACACUACAAAUAUAUUGUCUCAUAACCCUGUAGAUGAGAAGUUUGAAAUGGGUCUAAGCUAAAACUUAAUGUAUUAGAAAGGAUUUUAUGCAUUCUGGAAGAAUUCAUUUGUGCUCCCAACAAAUAAGAAAUGGAUAGAGAAAAUGUACAAAACACAGAAUAGUACUCAGCCAUCAAGAAAAA
This is a messenger RNA of Perognathus longimembris pacificus (Pacific pocket mouse), 943 nucleotides long. It is a transcript of the gene Rbis, whose product is annotated as ribosomal biogenesis factor. Gene Ontology annotation, cellular component: nucleolus. The transcript is spliced from 4 exons. The record is from RefSeq and is a predicted model, not a curated record. Gene Ontology annotation, biological process: ribosome biogenesis. NCBI's taxonomy places the organism in Eukaryota, Metazoa, Chordata, Mammalia, Rodentia, Heteromyidae. Bases 131 to 445 code for a protein of 104 amino acids.